Acipenser ruthenus (sterlet) is the source of this 10662-nucleotide messenger RNA. Its product is annotated as zinc finger protein 292-like. NCBI's taxonomy places the organism in Eukaryota, Metazoa, Chordata, Actinopteri, Acipenseriformes, Acipenseridae. Gene Ontology annotation, molecular function: DNA-binding transcription factor activity, RNA polymerase II-specific; DNA binding. The transcript is spliced from 8 exons. Gene Ontology annotation, biological process: regulation of transcription by RNA polymerase II. The record is from RefSeq and is a predicted model, not a curated record. Gene Ontology annotation, cellular component: nucleus. Bases 405 to 9953 code for a protein of 3182 amino acids.
AGCUCAGUUGGAAUGAAAACCAGCAGACACAGCGGGGGAGAGAGGGGGCAGGACCAGGACCAGGGCUGAGAACCACAGCUCUAGGGUAACAGCAGUUACUUUGGGCUCGUUGCAAUUUAUAAUAUGUCUACUAGUUUACCGUCCUAUUAAUGUAAACAAAACCUGGAUAAGGACGUCUAUUAGGAAGUAUAUAAUAAUAAUAAUAAUAAUAAUAAUAAUAAUAAUAAUAAUGCAGCUACCUCGCCUCUAUCCUACAAAGGUAGUGUAUCUCACGUGAUUCACUGAAUCGCUAAAUAUUAUGUCACGUGAUCGUGCGUAAGGUGUCCUCGUUUAGUGCGUGCUUGAGCGUCAGCAGUACUGAUCACGUGACAUUGUGUGUGUACGCGGCGGAGUUGGGUGUGAAGAUGGCGGACGAGGAGGCCGAGCAGGACCACAGCACUGAGAUCGGCAGCGCCGACGCGAUUGGGGCGCUCAGAGAACGGCUGCAAGAGCUGGCCACCGAGCUGACGGAGAGUCGGGAACCUGCCAUGCAUUCCGCUUCCCAGUACUGCCAGAAAUUCUGCCAGACUCUUGUAGAAUAUGCAGGCAGGUGGAAGAUCUCGGAGGACCCUCUGCCGCUAGUCCAGGUUUACAUGGUAGCCAUAUUAAGCUAUGCUGAAGCUCGACACCAGCUUUCCUCAGAGUGUGACAAUGUAAGCCUUGUACUUGAGCGGUUAGCACUGAGCUGUGUUGAGCUUUUGCUGUCACUACCAGAAGAAACCCCAACUCAUUUCUGGAAGGAGUUCCAGACUGCAGUUCAGACAGCCCAUAAUCUACUACUGGAGAAUGGAAACGCUGAACUCCAGAUGCUCUGUGCCAUUGCUCAGGAGAGUGGUGUGUGGACAAACUCAGCACUGCAAUGCAUUCUCUCAAAGGAAGCACCACAAGUGGAAACAGUAAAUGAGUUUCUUAGGUUGGAGGGUCCUGUUCUACUAGAGAUGCGCAUCAAGCACCUUAUCAAAGAGAAGCACGUAGAAAAGGCAGCAUCACUAGCAAAGGCCUGUUCCGACCAUCUCGAGUUCAGGGCAAAGAGCAGUUUCAAACAGACCUACCUGGUCUGUCUUACUGCUGUAGCUCAACAGGAACAGCUUAUGCAGGAGAUUUCAGAAGUUGACUGUAAGGAUGCGCUAGAGAUGAUCUGUAACCUUGAGUCGGACGGGGAUGAAAAAGCUGCUCUCGCCUUGUGCACAGCAUUUCUAACUCGACAGCUGCUGCAAGGAGAUAUGUAUUGUGCCUGGGAGCUUACACUGUUUUGGAGUAAACUGCAGCAAAGGACGGAACCCUCUACGCAAGUGUUUCUUGACCAUUGUCGUCAGCUAUCCCAACUUUCAAAAAACGUGUAUCACAUUUUCUUUCUGAUCAAGGUCAUUCAGUCAGAGGUGGAAGACGUGGGACUUGCAGUUUGUAUAGAGCUCUGUAUUCAAGCACUACGAAUGGAGUCAAGUGAAUAUCCAAAUAUCAAAGCCACCAUUUGUAAAACCAUCUCCUGUUUGUUGCCCGAUGACUUGGAAGUGAAGCGAGCUUGCCAGCUUACUGAAUUCCUCCUGGAGCCAACAGUUGAGUCCUAUUAUGCUGUAGAGACAUUGUACAAUGAGCCAGACCAGAAGUUUGAGGUAGACAAUCUUCCAGUGCCCAAUUCACUGCGCUGUGAACUUCUGCUAGUGUUUAAAACGCAAUGGCCCUUCGACCCUGAAUUCUGGGACUGGAAGACUCUGAAGCGCCACUGUCUGGAGUUGAUGGGAGAGGAAGCCUCCAUUGUAUCUUCAAUAGAUGAGCUCAAUGACAGUGAGGCUUUUGAGCAGCUCGAGGACAAAAGUGGGGGCAAAGUUCAGGUAGAAGAGUUUGGUGGACUUGCAGAUUGUUUUUAUGAUACAACAAAUGUGCUUAAUGAAAUGGUUGAUGAAAAACAGAAAAAGAGGGAAAUAAAGAAGUUGAGAGAGAAAGGGUUUAUAUCGGCUAGGUUUAGAAACUGGCAGGCUUACAUGCAGUACUGUGUAUUGUGUGAUAAAGAGUUCCUUGGUCACAGGAUAGUACGGCAUGCACAGAAGCAUGUCAAGGAUGGGGUUUAUAGUUGUCCAAUAUGUGGGGAGAAUUUUGAUAAAAAAGAGCUAUUUGUCCCACAUGUAACAUCUCAUGUAAAGCAAUCCUGCAAAGAAAGACUUGCUGCAAUGAAACAGAGUAGGACGCUGGGAAAACCUACCAAACUGCCCAAUUCGAAUACUGCUCAUCAGAAAGUUAAAGUUGCUGCUGACAAACCGGACAAUAGGCCAAAGAAGAAAAACAGCCCCCAUUCCCAUGAUAUUGUGGUCUUUAAUGACAAGGAUGCAUCUGAGGGUGACGGAAAAGGUCAACGUUCUAAACCUGACCUCUCUGUACAUAGGGUGGAAUACAGAGAGGAAUACACGUGUCCUGUUACAAACUGUCGAAAGGGAUUCAAGUACUUCAAAAACCUGAUAGCCCAUGUAAGGGGCCAUAAAAACAGUGAAGAGGCUAAACGUUUUCUUGAAAUGCAAAGCAAAAAGGUGGUUUGUCAGUACUGUCGUCGGCAGUUUGUCAGCGUCGCCCAUCUCAAUGAUCAUUUACAAAUGCACUGUGGUGUAAAACCAUACAUCUGCAUACAGUUGCAUUGUAAGUCAAGUUUCCUCACUAAUUCAGAGCUGUUGGUACACAGGAAAGAGCAUGCUGUAUUUAAAGCUAAAUGCAUGUUUCCAGACUGUGGAAGAAUAUUUUAUGAAGCCUACAUGCUGUAUGAUCACGAAGCUCAGCACUACAAUACAUUCACAUGUAAAUUUCCUGCUUGUGGUAAAAUAUUUCAUUCCCAAUCCAAGUUGGAUUUGCACCAGGAAGAUCACAUUGCACAGCAAAAGACUCCCUGUAAUGAAGACCAAGCUGCUAUACAGGACCCAGACCUGACUGAAUUACCAGAUAAAAAUUCUACUCCGUUACUGGAUCAGGGUCCAUGCCAUACUCCAUUACCAGAACCCAAUUUGUCAAAAUUAAUAGAUCCAAACCAGAUUAAAUUGGAAUUACCAGAUCCAGAUCCAACCCAAUUUAAAUUGGAGUUACCAGAUCCAAGUCAGUCACAGUUACCGCAUUCAAACCAAAUUACGCUCCCAGAUCCAACCCAAACCCAAAGUGAAUUAGAAAUACCAUGUCCAAACCUGACUCCUUUACAGGAUCCAACUCCAGUAAUGAAUAAUUGCCCACAAGGUGUCCAAGUAAAUGUUGAACAGAAAGGAACAGUAGCUAGAAUAGAUUGUGAAGACAGCAUCCAUGUCUGUGGAAGUUCUCAAAACAGUCUGCCUGUUAUGGGAGUCCGCAGUGAUGUAUGUGUUCCAGCUUCAUGUGAACAUCUAGAACCGCAGCCUUUGCAACAGCCACCACUGCAUCAAAAUGGUCUACCAGCAGAGUUAAAGGAAAGCCAGCUACCUGACAUGCUUACUGGUGCUCUGGAGGAAAAGCCAACCGAACUGCUUCCUGUAAAAAUAGAAGCUCCAAGCAAUGAAGAGAUUAUGCCAGAGCAGCCACCAAAACCGACAGGUGAUGUUGUACCCAACUGUAGUGCUUUAUCAGUGAAGGUGCCUGAUGGCAAAAACAUACUUUCUCCGUCAGUCCAUCCUCAAGCUGCAACUGAGAGACAAGUGAAUGUGACAAGUCAAGUCAAAGUGGUGGAGAGAUUUAGCUGCACGUUUGAGACCUGUACUCGGAACUACAGUUCAUCAAGGAGCGUCAGUAAACACAUGAAGGCAGUACACCCUGAAUACCAUGCUGCACUGAAGCUGGCUCGGAAAAGCAAAUCGCUCCGAAAAAAUAACAGAAAAAGCGCUCUUCAAACACAAAAAGACAAAACACAAGGUAUGAAGACUCAAACCCCGCUGUUACCUUACCAAACUGGAAAUGUUGCAGCUACUGUAUCAACCCCAGCCUUUUCUUCUCAUUCUGGAACCCUCACAACUCAAGUUUUCCCCACCCAAAUAGAAAACGCUGUAAAUCCAAUCCUGUUGUCACAAAUGGCAGAGGUUUCAAAUCAGAUGUUACCCUUGCAACAGGAACGUGGAGCUAACCCUCUUCUAUCUUUACAAAUGGGCAGCGGUCUUAACCUGUCUCUCCUGUCCCAUAAAGGACAUUCAUCAGAGCUACCAAUACAUUUACAAGCACUCGCCAGUCAAGUUUCUUCACAAAUCACUGCAACAAAUCCAGUCCUCUCUCCACAGAGACCUCGAGGCAAUACAAAUCUAGUUGUAAAUUCACAAGCCAGUGUCAUAAAUCCAGCUUUGUUUUCAGAGAUGCAAAGUAGUGCAAACCUUAUUUUGCCUUCAGAAGCUGAAAGUAAUUGCCUUCCGGUUUUGCCUUCUCGUUUGGAAAAUAGUACAGAUCCCAUUCUACCCACUCGGUUAACUGAUGGUACAAAUUCAGUUAUGUCUCAUCACGUUGACAGUAAUGCACAUUCAGUGCCACCUUCUCAUCACAUUGACAAUAGUGCACAUUUAGUCCAUCCUGCUCAAGUACAAAAAAGUGCAGAUUCACUUUUGCCUUUACAGAUAGAUUGUGGCUCACAUAUAGGGGCACCACCUACACGAGGAGAAAGUCCCCAUAUAGCUUAUUCAGCUAUGGGAAGUAAUAAUAACCCACAUGUACCAUCACAAGUUGACAAUGUAACAAAUAUUGUGUUGUCCCAAGUGGAUCCCUCCAAUCCUAAUUUGCCUUCCAAUAUGGAAGGUCUAAGUAAUGCCUUGUUGCCUUCACUUAUGGAUAGGGCAACACAUCCGCUGUUACCUUCAAAUCUGGAAAGCUUCAAAAAUGCAGGUCGACUAGAAACUGCCGUGAAUCCUCUCUUUCUGCCACAGAUAGAUGCCCGUUCAUUCACUGAUUUCUCCUCUCAAGCAAAAAGAGUGGCUAAUCCCCAAGUGGAAAAUGUCAUGAAGUCAGUUUUUACUUCCCAACCAGAAUCCGCACAGACUGCCACUACUGUCCAGCCACUCUGUGCGAGUCCACCUAAACUUGAAGUUAAAAGGACCAGCAAGAGAACAAAGUGGCCAGCUAUUGUUAGGGAUGGUAAAUUCAUCUGCAGUAGGUGUUAUAGAGAAUUUACUAGCCCCAAUUCACUUGGUGGUCAUCUCUCAAAGCGUUCUAAUUGUAAACUAUUUGAUGAAAUGGAAACUCCUGCUGCACUUCAGCAGGUUGGCUCGUCCUCGUUCAUUGCUAAUCCGAUUAAUUCAUCCAGUGUGCUAAAUGUGCAGCAGAAACAGCUGUCUUCAAGUUUUAAUCCAACUGUAUCUUUCAAAGACCGAGCUGAUCAGUCAUUAGCAAUAGAAAACCAUCAUGCAAGAUUUUUGCCUAGUGCUAUUUUCCCACAAGUUAAUGGAGCUGUUUGUAAUCCAAACGAGGGUGAACAAAGUAGUCCAAUCAUUGAGCAAGCCCUGGAAACAGCAGGACUUCCAAACUUGUUUGAGAACUCUGGAAUCCUGCAGCAGGCAUUCCAAAAUCCCUGUGGCCCCUAUCAAACAAGUGCACAUAUGCCAGAAAGCACAGUCAUACAGCAUACAGGGAAAGCUAUUAAAUUGGAGUCGGAGGUUGCAGAAAUUCCAUUGAUCCAUGAAACUAGGAAUGAAUUAACGACCUGUGCUGCAAAUCAUUUUGUAAAGGCAGAAGAGCCUGAAUUUUGUGCUGAUAUCUUCUCUGACUCUGUUCUGUCACAGAUGUUGGCAGAACAUAAUUCACAGAUCUCCUUGAAUAAUCUUGGAGCAGCUCAUUUAAAUCAGAUACUGAGAACUGAUUGUCAGUCAAUGAAGGUAGAAGGAAAUGGAGAGCCUCAAAUGAAUGCAAAUGACAAUUUACUGGCUGCAAUAGCCAAUCUCACACAACACUUUAUGGCUAAUCAGGUGUUGCAAAUACCAGCGGCUGAUCCCCAGCAUUUAGUAACAAACCGGUGCAACCCACAGGAUUCUGCUCCAAAAAUAAAGAAUGUAAAGAAAAAAUUACGUGCUCAGUUAUUGGAAAAACCUAAUGAUUUAUCACGAAAAUCAUCAGGUCCAGCACAAGAUAUAAAUUUACAGGGAAAUGGUCACUUGCAAAAAUUAUCAUCAAACUUCCCACAAACUUCAGAGGCCAAGCACGGUUCAGCAUUUUCAAAGAUACAGGGUAUGACAGAAUCUGACAAUAGAGAUGACACAAAUGGCUUGCUGAGUGAUACUACACAAACAGAGAAAUUAAACUGCGAGUUAAAUGCACCCUUAUCGGGACAGACUUCAUCUAAUGCCCCAGACACAACCUUGAGUAAUUCUUGUGAUUCUCAAAAAGAAGACGAAAAAAUAAUGGAAAUUCUAACAGCUUUACAGAGAUUAAACCUAGAAAAGGAAAAUACCACUGAUGACAGUCCUGCUGUGAAUAGCUGCUCUGUCACUAGUAUGCUUAACUGUAAUGCUGUUGUGUUAAAUGAACGCCCAGCAGCCCAGCAUCCCGAUUCCACAGUAACAAAUGAAGCUCCACCUUUGGAAAGCCCUAGUAAACCGUUUGUGUGUGAGAAUGAAGGUUGUCCUUAUAGUGCUAUGACAAAAGAUGCAUUGUAUAAGCACUAUUACAAAGUGCAUAAUUACACUGAAGACAUGAUGAAUGAAAUCAGGCAAAUCCAACUCAAGUUUGCUCCCUUUCGAUGUCACAUUUGCAAGAAGACAUUUACACGAAACUCGAACCUCAGAGCACAUUUUCAGACCGUGCAUCGCUUGACGCAGAACAAAAUGGUCCAGUUGAAAAUUAAACGACCAUACACCAAAAAAUCUCGACCUGAAAAAACUGCUACCAACAAACGGCCAUGCAUGGUGGAUGGUCAACAAGAAGAAUUUGGUUCAGAACCUGCAGAAAGCACACUAGCCCAUGAGAAGUUGAAGCCCAUUGAAGGCAAUUCAGAGAAAGGUAUCCAUCCAGCAGUUAAAGAGUCAUUUAAAGUGUCUACCCAAGUUUCAUGCUCUUUGCAGGAUGCACCUAAUGGACAAACUUCAGAAAAUAUUUCUAAUUCUGUAUUGGAGCAACCUACAUCAGGACAGCCUACAGCUCCGCAACCUUCAGCAGAGUAUCCUACAGUAGAUCUACCAUUAGCUGAACAACCUGCUGCACAACCCCCUAUAGUGGGCCAGUCUGUAGCAGGACAGCCCCCAGUGGGAUUGCCUGGAACUGCUCAGUCUGUAGCAGGACAGCCCCCAGUUGGAUUGCCUGGAACUGCUCAGUCUGUAGCAGGACAGCCCCCAGUUGGAUUGCCUGGAACUGCUCAGUCUGUAGCAGGACAGCCCCCAGUGGGAUUGCCUGGAACUGCUCAGUCUGUAGCAGGACAGCCCCCAGUGGGAUUGCCUGGAAGUGCUCAGUCUGAAGCAGGACAGCCCCCAGUGGGAUUGCCUGGAAGUGCUCAGUCUGUAGCAGGACAGCCCCCAGUGGGAUUGCUUGGAAGUGCUCAGUCUGAAGCAGGACAGCCCCCAGUGGGAUUGCCUGGAAGUGCUCGGUCUGUAGCAGGACAGCCCCCAGUGGGAUUGCCUGGAAGUGCUCAGUCUGUAGCAGGACAGCCCCCAGUGGGAUUGCCUGGAAGUGCUCAGUCUGUAGGAGGACAGCCCCCAGUGGGAUUGCCUGGAAGUGCUCAGUCUGUAGCAGGACAGCCCCCAGUGGGAUUGCCUGGAAGUGCUCAGUCUGAAACUGAACAACCUGUAACAACUCCGUCUGUAGCUGAACAACCUGCAACGACUCGGUCUGUAGCUGAACAACCUGCAACGACUCGGUCUGUAGCUGAACAACCUGCAACGACUCGGUCUGUAGCUGAACAACCUGUAACGACUCAGUCUGUAGCUGAACAACCUGUAAUGACUCAGUCACUAGCUUGCCUACCUAUAGUGGGACAGCCCACAGUGGAAUUGCCGAUGACGGGACUGACUAUAGCUGGACCACCUCCGAUGGAGCUGCCUGUUUCAGGACACACUGCUACAGGAUUUCCUCUCCCUGGACCCCCUUUACCAGGAGAGCCUGCAACAGGGAAGGUUAAAAAGCCUAAAGGUCCAAAACCUAAGGUAUCAAAGCCUAAGGUUGAAAAACUUAAAGUGGAGAAGCCUAAAAAGCAACCAAAACCGGAAGUAAAAAAGCAAAAGAAGCCAGCUGCAAAUACAAGUGAGGCAUCUCACAGCUACAGUCCAUACCGGCCAUACCGUUGCGUUCACCAGGGCUGCUUUGCAGCUUUUACAAUACAGCAAAACCUGAUUCUGCAUUACAGGGCUGUGCAUCAGUCAGACCUGCCUACGUUUGAACAGGAUAAUGAAGAAGAAUCAGCCGAGAUCAAAGAAGACUUGGUGGAGGAGAUGAACCAGAUCACAGAGUUCAGAUGCCAAGUUAAAGAUUGCUCUAGAAUAUUCCAAGAAGUACCUAGCCUUUUGCAGCAUUAUACACAGCUUCACGAGUUCAGUCUGGAAAAAGCUGGGAGCCUACUGUCGGAUAUGAACCUGGGAAGAUUUCGGUGUGACCAGCCAGAGUGCAAGGCUUCAUUUACAGCAUUUUGGAAGUAUAUUGGUCAUCUUGAAGUGGAUCAUGAACCAGAGAAACUCAUUAAUAAUGAUGGGGAGGAAGGCGUGUUCAGGUGUGACUGUGAGGGCUGUGAUUGUGUUUAUGCCACUAGAUCCAACCUCUUACGCCACCUCUUUAGAAAACACAGAGACAGCCACAAAUCCCAUUUAAUUAGACCUAGAAAAAAAAUGGACAGCCAGGAAAGUUGUUCAGUAAAUGGAGACCCAUCCAAAAAGUCAAAAUCUGCUGGAGGUAAAGGAGACAACGAAAAAGAGAACUGGCAAAAUAAUAAGAAAUCAAAAAUCAGUAGCGCAGAGAGAAAGAAGAAAAAGAAUGAUGCAAAUAAAACCGUCUGGAUAAAAAGCAAAAAAACACCUUCUUUAAAAACAAAUGAUGAAGCUUUGGCAAUGUGUACAAAAAAAUUCUCUCUGCAAUACCCAUGCAUGAUAAAAGGUUGUCUGUCUGUUGUCCGCAGUGAACGCAAUAUGUUUAGACACUACAAAACUCACAGGCUGACUGAUGCGUUCCUACUGCAGCAAGGCAGUGACUUUAUCAUUUGCAAGGAGCGUUCACGUCCCUUAAAAAAAUCAAAGUCUACUGGAGAUGAUGGAGAGAAAUCUCAGGAAGAUCAAUCUGAGAAUUCAGAGGAAGACUUGGCAGACACCUACCCUGAAUUAAGUGAAACAGAAAGUUCACGUUUAACCUCUGAAAAGGAUGAAGUUGCAGAACACUCAAAACCUUUCAAGAAAAAACGUUCAGCUGGUGAAUGUUCUGUACCCAAGCCAGUCUGGAGAAGAAAGCGGACGAUUAGACAAGCCUUUCCUGAUUCCGUUCCCUUGAUCAAGCGCAAGAGAGGGAGACCUCCACUGAAGAGAAAGAGCAAAGAAGCCGUGCAGAUCAGAAUAAAAAACAGACGAGUGAGAAAAUUGAAACCAGAAUUAUAUAAUCAAAGCAGUCCGUGUAGUGGCUCUGAAUCGGCAACUUCUUCCUGCACAGUUCCAGUUCAAAAGGAGCAACAGCACAACAAUAUUGACUUCAGUACAUUUAAGCCAAUGGGAUUUGAAGUGUCCUUUCUCAAAUUCUUGGAAGAAUCUGCAGAUCAACCGAAGAGGAAAGCAAAGGAAAAUCCUCUCUCUGAAAUUGCCUCAAAAAGAAAGACAUCCUUUCCCCCAAAAUCUGGAAGUCUGGAUUGUAGUAAAUCUGAUUUGCACAUUAGGACUACAGGUUGUCAUAACCUUAUUGACUUUCAAAACCCUUUGAAUCUCCAGUCUGUAGAGAAUGUAAAGAUUGUUUUGGAUAGGACCUUUUCUGAAGGGGGUGAGCUUUUGCUUAAGCAGCUUCAGGAAAUGCGACCAGCAGUUGUGCUUGAAAAAUGGUAGUACAGUUAAGGGUAAGAUAUUAGCAAAAAAUUGUUCCGUUAACAAAUGAAGCAUAGUACUCAGGAUUACUCUCUUUUUAUUGCAAGGAACAGUUGGGCUGCAGACCGGGACUUUUUUUAAAUUAUUGUAUGCAUAACUAAACUAUGAAUAUAUAGCUCCUGUCAAUGAUACCCCAAUUGUUUGUCUUUCAAACAUCACAAAAAACAUCUGUCAUUUUAAAUGGCAUAUAAAAUGAUUUUAAGAUUUUGUAAGCUCACAAAACUUUUCAAGGGUUUAGAUGAUGCCUUUUAAUUGGCUCUUUUAUCAGAUGUGCUGUAAACCAGAACUAUGCUAAUCUGUUGUGUAGAAAAUUCAAACUUAACUGUAGAGCAUGUUUGUACCAUGAAGCUUUUCUUAUGUCACGUUAAGUUGCCUUUGCAGAAAAAAAAAAAUAUAUAUAUAUAAUAAAAUUCAUGAUACCAGUCAUGUAAACUUCAAUAUAUCCCCAUGGGACAUUUUGCUGCAAAACUUAUGUAAAAAUUAGACAGAUUUUCUUGUUUCUUCCAUCGCUGAAAGUGUUGUGUUAUAGUCUGUGAUAUUUGGUUGAUCUCUCUCUUGUUCACUUACCAUGUAAAUUGUAAGUUGUAGAUAUCUUUUGUGUAUAUAUUUGUUCUUUGAAAACUGUUAGUCAAAACUAUUAAAUUCACAGUUUUUAUAAUGUUCUUCUGUA